This is a messenger RNA of Diaporthe batatas, 771 nucleotides long. RefSeq lists its product as uncharacterized. The record is from RefSeq and is a predicted model, not a curated record. The transcript has a single exon. Lineage: Eukaryota; Fungi; Ascomycota; Sordariomycetes; Diaporthales; Diaporthaceae. The coding region runs from base 1 to 771 and encodes 256 amino acids.
AUGGUGAUGCCGUACAAGACGCAGGUCGUCUUCACCUUUUUGGCCGAUUUUCCCGCCAUCCCCUACUUGAUCUUCGCUCUCCGAAAGUGCCUCAAAAGUGGAGACCCGGCACCACUUCUCAUGUUCAUCGGUGGUUUCUUCGCGUCCUCGUUUGAAGCCAUCGUUGACGUUGCGGGCGGCUGCUUCUUCCCCCGUGAAGGUCAAAUCAUUGGCUACGAGUGGUUUGGCCGCCCUGUUCCAGUCUUUGUGCCGCUGAACUAUGGUUGGUUCGUUGGCGGGAUGGGGUACUGGGCCCUGACGCUGCUCCGAAACCCAACCACCACUCGCAGGGACCUCUGGACGCUCUGGGCCAAGUUCAUCGUGAUCAAUCUGAUCCUGGAAUACCCGCCCCUUUAUUUUGGCAUAUACACAUACUAUGGCAACCAACCCUUCCAAGUUCUCGGUUUCCCACUUUGGUUUCCCUGCCUCAAUGCCAUCUCACCUAUUGUUGCGGCCACUAUCACCCACUUGAUUAGUCCCCACCUGACUGGAUGGACACGGUAUGUUAUGGUCACGACAACAGCAUCGUCAUAUGGGUUGUCUCAUGCGGCGUUUGGAUUUCCGCUGUGGAUUGCCCUAAGCACCGGCAAGGGCCUCGCCGUGACUUAUCCAGCUGGGGUUAUCACUUUCGUGCUUCUAGCCACGGGGGUCUGGAUUAUGUCACUGUCACUGCCUGAGAAGCGCUCGGUCCGACUGGAAAGCAGUGCUCGCGUUGCAGGCACGAAGGGGUAG